Messenger RNA from Drepanopeziza brunnea f. sp. 'multigermtubi' MB_m1, 1422 nucleotides. RefSeq lists its product as uncharacterized. Lineage: Eukaryota; Fungi; Ascomycota; Leotiomycetes; Helotiales; Drepanopezizaceae. Gene Ontology annotation, molecular function: aldehyde dehydrogenase (NAD+) activity. The record is from RefSeq and is a predicted model, not a curated record.
AUGUCGAGAUUCGAGGUCAGGUUGGUCGUUUACAAUCUAGUCCGAAGCGGAGGCGUAUUGCUAUUAGACACGUCGUUUAAUAGCAGCUGCGCGGUCGAUGUCGUCGAAGUAGCUCUCGAUGGCUUUCGUCGCCGUGAAGACCGACAGAAAGCUUUGCUUGCAUUUAUACAGGCUGUUGAGAAUGAGAAGGAUGGAUUCGUGAAGCUGCUAACUACGGAGCAGGGAAAGCCGACGUUCCAGGCCAAGGCAGAGGUCGACUUGGCCAUUGCUGUCGGACGCGCUGCUGCGCAGAUGACUUUGCCAGAGGAAGUGAUCGAGGAUACAGAAGAGAGGAAUAUUGUCUGUCGAUUCAUCCCCCUUGGCGUCGUCGCGGGUAUCGUCCCUUGGAAUUUCCCGAACUUGUUGGCGAUCAUGAAGAUUGCUCCUGCGGUCGUUACAGGCAAUGCAAUCAUCAUCAAACCAUCACCCUUCACGCCAUAUAGCGGCUUGAAACUCGUCGAGCUGGCUCAAAAUUUCUUCCCGCCAGGAGUCGUCCAGUCUCUCAGCGGCGAUGACAAUCUGGGCCCAUGGAUUACUUCUCAUCCUGGUAUCGACAAGAUCAGCUUCACGGGCUCAACUCGCACGGGAAAGCUUGUGGCCGCAAGUGCUGCAAAGACUCUCAAGAGAGUCACAUUGGAGCUUGGGGGAAAUGAUGCAGCGAUUGUUUGCGCUGAUGUGGAUAUCGAGAAAGUCGCUCCUGAGAUUGCCAACUUCGCGUUCCUAAAUUCUGGACAAAUCUGCCUGUGCAUCAAGCGCAUCUUCAUCCACAAGUCCAUCUACGAGCCAUUCCUUGAGGCGUUGGCUCGUCACGCAGAGACUCUUCGAGUCGGUGACGGCUUCGCCCCGGAUACAUUCUGCGGCCCACUCCAAAACUCGAUGCAGUACGAACGCGUCAAAGGUUUCUUUGCUGACAUAGAGAAGGAACAGUGGACAGUUGCAUUUGGUGGCAAGGUGGAAAAUACGAGCGGUUACUUCAUCAACCCGACUAUUAUCGACAAUCCGGCUGAUGACUCGAGGAUCGUGACCGAGGAGCCUUUUGGUACACUCGUCCGUGUGCACACCACUCUCGCAAAGGCUAAUGGCAUACUUGUAGGCCCUAUUGUGCCGACCUUGUGUUGGGAAAGCGAAGUCGAGGUCGUUGAACGAGCCAAUGCCACCGAUAUGGGUCUUGGUGCAUCCGUCUGGUCGAAAGAUGUGGAAAGUGCUAGUCGCAUUGCGCGGCAGCUCGAAGCUGGUACGGUCUGGGUCAAUAAUCAUUUUGACUUGUCGCCCAUGGCUCCGUUUGGAGGAUUCAAAGAGAGUGGAUGGGGGGUUGAAAUGGGUGUUGCAGGCUUGAAGGCGAUGUGCAAUUCGCAGACGUUGAUGAUCAAUAAGAGAGAGUGA